Molecule: messenger RNA, 3803 nt
Organism: Vitis riparia (riverbank grape)
Lineage: Eukaryota; Viridiplantae; Streptophyta; Magnoliopsida; Vitales; Vitaceae
Product: subtilisin-like protease SBT3.9
Exons: 11
Coding region: 160-2523 (787 amino acids)
Biological process (GO): proteolysis
Molecular function (GO): serine-type endopeptidase activity
Source: RefSeq, a predicted model, not a curated record
CCACACAAAAAGGUAAAAGAGAAAAAGAGAGAGGGAUGUUCCGCUUUUAUCAUAUCAGUAAAGUUCUUUUUAUAGUCACCAAAGCAGGAGUGGCGAAGUUAGAAGCAUUUGCAUACUUUCCUCUACCAAGAUAACUUCUCAUCUUUGUAUCACUGUCUGAUGGACGUCAAUCCAGAAAACUUGAGAGCGGCAAGAAGAAACCACUUGCUCAUGAUACUUCUUGUACUCUUUCUAGCUCAACAAUAUUUCCAUAGAUCGCUAAGCUUUGUGGAGGGCCUGGAGACUACUAGCAAUGUGUACAUUGUGUACAUGGGAGAGAAGAAGCAUGAGGAUCCAGCAACCAUAAAAAAAUCCCACCAUGAAAUGCUGUCCACCUUGCUUGGAAGCAAAGAAGCUGCCAAGAGUUCAAUUCUUUACAGUUACAAGCAUGGAUUUUCUGGCUUUGCAGCAAAGCUGACAGAAUCUCAGGCAGAAGAUAUUGCAGGAUUCCCAGGUGUUGUUCAAGUGAUUCCAAAUCGCAUUCACAGGCUCCAUACAACUAGAAGCUGGGAUUUCCUCGGUCUCCAACAUGAUUAUCCAACAAAUGUUUUAACAGAGACCAACCUGGGUCGAGGAGUUAUCAUUGGGGUGAUAGAUUCAGGAGUCUGGCCAGAGUCUGAAAGCUUCAAGGAUGAAGGCAUGGGUCCAAUUCCAUCGCGUUGGAAAGGUAUCUGCCAACAUGGGGAGCGCUUCAAUUCCACCAAUUGCAACAGGAAACUUAUUGGGGCUCGCUGGUUUUUUAAAGGGAUCCACCAGGAAAUAGGAAAAUUCAUGAAUAUAACUGACAACCUAGAAUUUCUGUCACCAAGGGAUGGAAUUGGCCAUGGCACUCAUACAGCUUCAACAGCAGCAGGCUAUUUUGUAGAGAAAGCAAACUACAGAGGACUAGCUACAGGCCUAGCCAGAGGAGGUGCACCUCUUGCUCGGUUAGCAAUUUACAAGGCUUGCUGGGCCAUUAUCAGUGGAGCAUGCAGUGAUGCCGAUAUUCUGAAAGCAUUUGACAAAGCCAUACAUGAUGGGGUGGAUAUCCUGUCUCUGUCUGUUGGCAAUGAUAUUCCUCUAUUCUCCUAUGUUGAUCAGCGUGAUUCAAUCGCAAUCGCUUCCUUCCAUGCAAUUGCAAAGGGGAUAACGGUAGUUUGUUCAGCAGGAAAUGAUGGACCUUUCUCACAGACAAUAGCAAACACUGCACCCUGGCUCAUUACUGUGGCAGCCACCACCAUUGACAGGGCCUUCCCAACAGCCAUCAUACUUGGGAACAACCAAACUUUCUUGGGUCAAUCUAUUGAUACAGGAAAGCAUAAACUUGGAUUCACUGGUCUCACUUAUUCAGAACGCGUAGCUUUAGACCCAAAGGACGAUUCAGCAAAGGACUGUCAGCCUGGAAGCCUCAAUGCAACAUUAGCAGCAGGAAAAAUUAUCCUCUGUUUCUCAAAAUCGGACAAACAGGAUAUAAUUUCUGCAUCAGGUGCAGUGCUGGAAGCAGGAGGCAUUGGACUUAUUUUUGCACAGUUCCCCACCAGUCAGCUUGAGUCAUGUGAUUUAAUUCCUUGUAUCAAAGUAAAUUAUGAAGUCGGGACACAGAUACUUACUUACAUCAGAAAAGCAAGGUCUCCUACUGCAAAGCUGAAAUUUCCAAAGACUGUUACAGGGAAAUGGGCAUCUCCACAUGUUGCAUAUUUCUCGUCCAGAGGACCCAGUUCCAUGUCUCCUGCUGUGCUAAAGCCCGAUGUUGCUGCCCCAGGAGUGAACAUCUUAGCAGCUUAUUCACCAGUUGAUGCUGGAACUAGCAAUGGGUUUGCCUUCUUAUCAGGUACUUCAAUGGCUUGUCCUCAUGUGAGUGGAUUAGCAGCACUCAUUAAAUCCGCCCAUCCAACUUGGUCUCCUGCAGCCAUAAGAUCAGCUCUUGUCACUUCAGCUUCCCAAACUGGAACAGAUGGCAUGGAUAUAAUUGAGGAGGGGCCGACUCGCAAGGCAGCAGACCCAUUUGACAUUGGUGGUGGCCAUGUCAAUCCCAACAAGGCACUAAAGCCAGGGCUCAUUUACAAUAUCAGUUUGGAGGACUACAUCCAGUUCCUCUGCUCCAUGGGUUACAGCAAUCCAUCCAUUGGCAGGUUAACCAAGACCACGACAAAUUGCACGAGAGGCAGCCAUUUUCAAUUGAACCUCAACCUCCCUUCCAUCACCAUUCCAAACCUCAAAAAGAAAGUAACAGUCAUGAGAACUGUGACAAACGUGGGACACAUUAAUUCAGUGUAUAAAGCUGAGGUGCAGGCUCCUUAUGGCAUUAAAAUGGCAGUUGAACCUCAUAUACUGAGCUUCAACUUAACCACCCAAUUUCUUCCUUUCAAAGUUACCUUUUUCUCAACUCAAACGGUCCAUGGAGACUACAAAUUCGGAAGCCUAACAUGGACAGAUGGUGAGCAUUUUGUCAGGAGUCCUAUAGCCAUACGUGCAAUCAAAUUUGACAUGUAUGCAGAUGUAUAAGUCUUGCAAAGCAGUUUUACAAGACAGCUAAUCCUGGUAAUAACUUACAAACUAUGCAUGCAUUUGAUGCUGUUAAGAACCAAUCCCUGUAUCUCUUUCACGAACAUUUAGCAUUCACCUUAAGAAUUUCCCAAAUCUUUUACCUUCUGAGUUAUUUUAGGUGAAAUAAAGAGCUUCCAAUCUAGAAAUUAACUAAACAAUAGGAUACCCAAAUGCUUAUGCCACCCAGAAAUAUGAUACUAGAACAAGAAAUCCUGAAGAGUUAACUGAUUCAAAACAACAAAAUAUCUCUUGAUGAAAAGGAAUUUUUGGUAAAGACUAGAAGCAAGAAUUCACAUUGGAUCAUCAGAUUAUCCAUCUACAAGAACUACAAACAAAAGAACCACAAGGCAAACCAUAAUUACUAUAGCUUAUUGCUGCUGCUACAUGAUGCACAUUCAUUUUCUUUUCCUUUUCCCCGCUUUCUCAGGCACCAAACAGAGGGUCAGAAAAUAGUUUCUUGUAGUAGAAUUUCUUUUUGCCUCAGUUUCCUAUUAGAUUGACUGAUGGGUCAGCCUUUUCAUUGAGAAAUAGGGGUUUUAGGAGUUCUGCUUCCAAAUCAUAGCCUUGCAUAAGAUGAUUUGCUCCAUGAUUUGAUUCCAAAUGCUUGCUUUAAAAUGGGUUGGUCCAACUGGGGUUAAGAUUUAGAACUUUGGUCAUGUGGGUGCUUGUGUCUAUAAAUAUACAUGCAAAAUAUUGAUGCAACCAUAUCUAAUUCAUGAAAGAUAUAGAUACAGAGAAGUUGUUGUUUGUGUCACAGUUUCAAGUGUCUAAGAUUUAUUUGUACAUGUUGUGACAGUGGAAACUUGCAAAUAUGUUAACACAAAAAUAUAAAAAUAAAACAAUUCACAUAAAAAUAUACAAGAAUUUAACAUGAUUCAGUCACUUAUUAUGCUCACAUCUACAGAUAAGAGAGAUUUUCCGACUAUAGAAUAUUAUAAAAGAUAGAACACAAAUAAAACUAAUGGAUCUGGACUUCGAACCAUCUUAUGUUUCUCUGCUCCAUACAUUUACACCUGAACCGCAAGCCUCCUUAUUCUACAACAUAACUAACAUUACCAUGACAUAUCAAUUUAGUAACUAAACUAUACAAUAUUCUUUACAAUAAGUAACAUAUGCCAAUUAGAAAUUUGAGAUACUUCCAAAUAAUCCUAAUUACCAAAUAAGAAUUCAUAGAUCAGUUCGUGACAUCUUCUCCGGGAAACAUAAUAGAUCUACACAAAGGGCAAGUGAUUUUACCC